AAACAAAACCACAACGGCUUGUCUUUUGUAUAUACAGGGCUUAAGCUAAACAGAAUUUGCCUACAAAACUUAUUGUUUAUUUACUUGUCCGGUCUCAUUAUUGUCUCAAAAAGCACACGACACCCUGAGCCGCUACGGCGCCAGCUCUCAAUGCAUAACCUCGCUUCUUCGUGAACAAGGCACCAUGCCCUUCGUCGCCAAUACUCCCGAGUCUCUCCUCGCCAGAUCCGACUCCAAAGAUCCCAAUUCGACAUGUCGCGGUAUCACGUCGGCUGGCCGGCCCUGUCGCCGCUCUGUAUCGACAGGCAAUACACCGCCACGCAAACGCUCCAAGCUCGACCUUUCCGAUGAAAGCCUGUACUGCUGGCAGCACAAGGAACAAGCAGUUCAUUCAGCUGCCUCGAGUCCGGGACCUAAACCAAGCAUGAAACCUAUCCGCGAAGAGCGAACUAGCAUUGAUACUCUGGCGGAUAGGCUCGGUUUGGUGGACCUGGAGGAAAAGAAGAGGCCACCGCCAGCUGCAGUGCGGCAAGUCAAGCGUGCACAUCGAUAUCCCGACGGCUUCAACGAAAAGGACCCUAGACGGCCUACUGCAUCGCGAAAGAAACAAUCAAGCAGUCUGCAAUUGUGCUGUUUUUCUAUCCCGAUUGACGAAAUUGCCGACCAACCGCUACGGCCCCGACCAACGACAUCUCCCCGCCGUGUCUCCUCUGCUCCAGCUCAGCACUACGCCUCACCAAAGUACCAGAGUCCUCCGCAAAUUGUGGUUGGGCGACCACGACUACAUACUGCCAAAUCACAUACCGCGCGUCUCAAAUCUCUCAUCUCAAAUAAUCUGCCCGCCGCCACUGCUUCUUCUCUGCUCACUGAGCUGGCGCGGCCAUACGUUGAUGCAGAAGAGCCUGGGUACAUAUACAUGUUCUGGCUGACGCCUACAAACACGGCACCGCUUGCAGCAGCACAGUCGUUGAUUGAUAACUCCGACUCGGACUCUGAUUCGGGAGAUGCCGCGUCGUCCGUCUCGGCAUAUUCGUCUUCCAAGACCAUGCUGCUGAAAAUUGGCCGUGCAGCGAAUGUUCAGCGCCGAAUGAACCAGUGGCAGCGACAAUGCGGCUACGAAGUCCAGGUGCUAAGAUAUUAUCCACAAGGCCUAUCAGAUGGCCAAACGCCACACUGUAAGCGCGUAGAGAGGCUGAUCCAUAUCGAGUUGGCAGGUCUUGGCAUGAAAGCAUCUCUUGGCAGCUGCAAAGCAUGCGGGAGAGAGCAUCGCGAAUGGUUUGAGGUGGAGGUAAAACGUGAGGCAGUUAGGAAGGUUGACCGUGUAAUUCGACGGUGGAUUGAAUGGGAUCUUGCAAGCAAUGUGGAAAAUGACGACGGGAACGACUUACAUGACACAACAUGAUUACGGCGUUUGGGGCUAUGUAUUUACAUCACUUGACAUUCACAUUUUAUAGGAAUUGAACAAAGUGCAAUAAUCAA
[Torrubiella] hemipterigena is the source of this 1479-nucleotide messenger RNA. The record is from the annotation of a GenBank genome assembly. Lineage: Eukaryota; Fungi; Ascomycota; Sordariomycetes; Hypocreales; Clavicipitaceae.